AUGCGAGAACUCACCCAAACCCACGCCCUACUCACCAAAACCGGCCUCGCCUCUCACCCCCCUCUCCUCGCCAAACUCCUCGCCCUCUCUGCCCUCUCCCCUUGGGGCAGCCUCGCCCACGCCCGCUCCCUGUUCGACGCAGUGCGUAUCCAAUCCGCCCUCCUCUACAACGGCAUGAUCCGUGCCUACUCCCAGAGCAUCUUCCCCACCGAAGCCAUUCACCUCUACAACCAGAUGUGCCGCCUCCGCUUGCGGCCCGACAAGCUCACCUUCCCCUUCGUCCUCAAGGCCUGCGGCCGCUCCGCCAACGUCGAGCGCGAGGUUCCCCGUGUGGCCCUCGCUCGGAAGGGCUCCGAAGUCCACUGCCGCGCCUUCCGCCUUGGGCUGGACCGCGACGGCUUCAUCCAGAACUCGCUUAUGUCGAUGUAUUCCCAGUGCGGGCGCGUCGGCGACGCCAGCAAGGUGUUUGAUGAAAUGGUUGAAAGGACCAACGUCUCGUAUAAUAUUAUGAUAGCUGCGUUUGAUAGGAAUGGAGAACACGAGUUGGCGGACCGGCUUUUCUACCAGAUGGAGGAGAAGAGCGUGGUCUCUUGGAAUAGUAUGAUCACGAGACACGUGAGGCUGGGAGACGUUAAAGCGGCGAGGAAAAUCUUCAAUGAAAUGCCUCAAAGAGAUGCCAUCUCUUGGAACACCUUAAUGGCAGGUUACAUUCAGGUUAAGAACUACAAGCAUGCGCUGGUACUAUUUAAACAGAUGCAAGCGAGUGAUGUCAAGCCGACAGAGCUAACCAUCGUGUCUGUUCUUGGAGCUUGUGCUGAGACCGGUGCAUUUGAGAUGGGUAACGAGGUACACAAAUACUUGAGAGAGGAGGAGUUCAAGAUUGAAGGCUAUGUGGGCAAUGCUCUGUUGGAUAUGUAUGCGAAAUGCGGUAACUUGAAGCUGGCUUGGCAAGUGUUCGAUGCGAUGGGGGUGAAGCAUGUGACUUGCUGGAAUACAAUGAUUGUGGCUCUGGCAGUACAUGGUCACUGCAAGGACGCUCUUGAGCUGUUUGCUUCCAUGGAGAGGGAGGCAAGCCGGAGUGCAAAGCCCAACCGGGUCACUUUUCUCGGGGUCUUGCUUGCUUGUAGCCACAAGGGUCUUCUAAAGGAGGGGCAAGACUUUUUCCGGAGAAUGGUCAAAGAAUAUAACAUUGAGCCUGAUAUAAAACAUUAUGGUUGCAUGGUUGAUCUGCUGAGCCGGUGUGGACUGGUUAAGGAAGCUUUUCAGAUGAUAAAGGAGAUGCCAACAAAGGCAAAUUCAGUGUUGUGGAAGACGGUGCUUGGGGCUUGUAGAGUUCAUGGUGAUGUGGAGUUGGCAGAAGAAGCAUUUAAAGAGCUUGCAGAUUUGGCUCCACUGAGUGAUGCGGAUUAUGUUCUGAUGUCGAACAUUUAUGCAGAAGCUGAGAGAUGGGAAGAUGUCGAGCAUGUAAGGACUGGGAUGAUCGGUGAUAGCAUUUCAAAGCAACCAGGUAGUACUCAGAUUGAGCUAGAUUAG
Molecule: messenger RNA, 1533 nt
Organism: Phoenix dactylifera (date palm)
Lineage: Eukaryota; Viridiplantae; Streptophyta; Magnoliopsida; Arecales; Arecaceae
Source: RefSeq, a predicted model, not a curated record